Molecule: messenger RNA, 816 nt
Organism: Neogale vison (American mink)
Lineage: Eukaryota; Metazoa; Chordata; Mammalia; Carnivora; Mustelidae
Gene: ELOB
Product: elongin B
Exons: 8
Coding region: 16-759 (247 amino acids)
Biological process (GO): transcription elongation by RNA polymerase II
Cellular component (GO): elongin complex; VCB complex
Molecular function (GO): protein binding
Source: RefSeq, a predicted model, not a curated record
GGGAGCGCAGGCCCGAUGCUCGCCUCCUCCUUUCCCUCCCAGGAGAAAAGGAUGCCUCCCGAAGCGCUGAGAUGGGCACAAGCCAGGGGCUGGGAGCCGGUCUGCCUCAGCCGUGGACUUGCUGCGAUUGGAGGACCCCUACCAGAUGCCACGCGGAGGGCUCUGCUGCACCACCGCGUGGGAAAUCACCUGAUGCCCAUCAGCCAGACGAGAAAACUGAGGCUCCAAGUCACGCAACGGGUAGAUGCACAGGGGCUCCAGGGGCCCACCUUCUGUCAGCUCCUUCCUGCUGUGCAUCUGUCCGCAAGCCCUCCCGGUUUCGCCUUUCCUCUGUUACCAGAGUUUCUCUCCCUCGGUUUUGCGGCAGCUUGCUCGUCCCGGUUUGUAAUUCUCCGCUUUCCCCAGGACGUGUUCCUCAUGAUCCGGCGCCACAAGACCACCAUCUUCACGGACGCCAAGGAGUCGAGUACCGUGUUCGAGCUGAAGCGCAUCGUCGAGGGCAUCCUCAAGCGGCCGCCCGACGAGCAGCGGCUGUACAAGGAUGACCAGCUUCUGGAUGACGGCAAGACACUGGGAGAGUGCGGCUUCACCAGUCAGACGGCCCGGCCGCAGGCCCCGGCCACUGUAGGGCUGGCCUUCCGAGCAGAUGAAGCUUUUGAGGCUCUGCGCAUCGAGCCCUUCUCCAGCCCACCUGAGCUGCCCGAUGUGAUGAAGCCACAGGACUCAGGAAGCAGCGCCAAUGAACAAGCGGUGCAGUGAGAGGGCCCUGGGCCCACCCCAGUGCCCACCCCCCUCAAUAAAAGAGAUUUGGGUGUC